Molecule: messenger RNA, 1278 nt
Organism: Hylaeus volcanicus
Lineage: Eukaryota; Metazoa; Arthropoda; Insecta; Hymenoptera; Colletidae
Exons: 2
Coding region: 35-523 (162 amino acids)
Source: RefSeq, a predicted model, not a curated record
CUGCAGCUCGCCGAAAGAAAAUGGGAAACGAUCCAUGAGAUCUGUAUCUCAGCUAUCAACGGCCUCGGAGACAGAGGGCACCGUAUCCACGGUGGCGUCCAACUCCAUCGCGCGGACCAAUCGCACCAUCUCGGGGCCGAGGACCAGGAAGAGCAUGGGCAGCCAGAAGGACGCCAACUCUGCUAACGAGACGAAAUCGAUGGAAGCUAAUGUCCGAAGGUUUCAAGAGAUAUCGUCCAUCGACGAGGAGCCACAGUCGGCGUUGUCCGACUCUUUCUUUGCAACUCCGAAGGAAAAUCGCCAAAAUGACGCGAACAUGCCGUCGAGACGGCUGUCAGGCGCCCAGAACGGCAAAAACGAGGCGAAAAAGCACAACACGUCCGAUUCCACGCGAGCGUUCUUCGAAAGCAUGGCGAUGACAGUUUCGACGUUUCCGCUACACAUCCAAGCGACGUUAAAGGUUCGAAUUUGCAAUCUCGUCGGCGACGCAGAGUACGGUUUAACGAUACCGAAACACCGCUAAAAUAAUGAUUUUUACAGUAAACUUUACGUUAAUUACCUUCUCGAAUCAUGUUUACGAACCUGAACAAUUUAUUUAUGCUUACAGCAUUCAUUUGCCCAUUCAUUAUUAAUCUUUUUAAUUUGAUUUUGACAAUUUGAACGUGUCGCUUUAGAGUUUUGUAAUUUUGGAGUUAACCAUUCGUAGUUCCUUCGUUGUAAUUGUUAUGUUUAAUCAAACUGCACUAAUGUAAGCCACGUGCAUCAUAAUUAGAAUUUGUUCCUAUGAGUUAUUCACUAUUGUACCCUGUGUGUUACAAUUGACUCAAUUUAGAAUUUGUUAUUCGUAGGUUUUACUUAAGUUUAUAAAAUGAACAUAGCGUCUAUCAAAGUUGAAGUACUUUUGUAAGAAGCAGUCUUUGUUUAUAUCACACGUUUAGGAAUAUGCGUAUUAUAUGCACAAAACUUACGCUACGUUUUCAGCCCAUUGAUUAAAAAAUUUAACAAAACACUACACGUAUCGUUAUUAAAUUAAAGGAUUACACGUCAUUGAUUCUCUCGAAAAUUGAGAAUAUACUAAACAACCCCCGAAAAAUCUUCGCAUUUAAAUUUCCACCAAUAAAUAUCAAUUUUUAUUUUAACCCAAACUAAAAUCCAUUUCUACAAACAAGUAUAACAAGAUUACACCACAAACAGAAAAAUUAUUAUUCUUUUUUAAAUUUUCUAUACACGUCCACUGCGAAAAAAAAAUUCUCAAAAACUGCUCCACCUCUAACUAUU